Messenger RNA from Amoebophrya sp. A25, 11469 nucleotides. Lineage: Eukaryota; Dinophyceae; Syndiniales; Amoebophryaceae. The record is from the annotation of a GenBank genome assembly.
CUUCACUUAGAACCCUCGCGCCUCUAACCUGAAUCUGAAUGGUACAACUAAUUACAACUGGUGUAGCACUUAUAGUUAUACCCCACCCCCACGAUUGGGCACACCAGUAGUGCUACUUACUUACGUGAUCAUGUCCCCUCACCCACGUCCUCGUCAUCUACUGCUUGUGUCUAAAAACAAAUAUAGCUGUAACGCAGUACAGAUACACUUGUAUGUACAUACUAAAUCAUAAUCAUGAUCCGUGCUGGCUACUUUCGGUUAUACUUGGUAGACUAUCACUCGGUCAAAUUGCUCUUCUUUUUAGAAGGUACAACUCGACUGAAAGGCCUCAAAACUACUUGGCCACGUAGUUAACGAGGGCACAUGCCAUGACGUGACAUCAACAUCUGCAAGGACUACAUCAACUUAUUCGCUUCUUAUUCUAAGCCUAUAAUGUACUCUCACAAACAAAACACGUCACAUCAUUACUGACCACUAGACGUGGUGAGGCAAGCAAUAGGAUUCGCUAUCGCGUCUCCGUCUGCUUUUCUUCACAUAAUUUUUGAAGGAUCAUGACCUCUACUAGCGGCCAGCGAGGACUAGCGGAAGUGUACUUAGGUGAUAGGACGGUAAAUUCAACAUUAUAAAGUGUCUGGGUCUCUUGAGUGACCGCCUGGUCGUGAGCCGAAUUCUGUAGCGUAACUCACUUAGUACCCUUCCUCCACGAAUAAGCAAAAUGGAGUAUUACGCAGACAGUCCCCGCUUUGUGCGGAAACGGUUUCAUGCGGAGCAGGAAGUCCUCACGCAUAUACAGCACUCAGACACAUGCCUGUGUCUCAAAUUUAAGGACGAUGCAGAUAUAUUUACUCACUUCGACACGCACACGCACACGCACUGGCACAGGCUUUAGUACAUCAUCAUCAUGGUUAAUCAAAUAAAUAUCAACGACAACUGCUACUGCGAGACAAUAAUUCCAUGGGAAUUCUAUUUACACUCAUGACGUCGAGGACGGGAACGAUGAGGAAUCGAAGAUCAAGAUACAGACAGACUAGUAUAGCUACGUCCUAGUAAGUCCAAGCUUCUCCUCUAACAAACGCACAAACUUCGCCAAGACUAUCCCGAAAUUGGGCAUACAAAUUCCGAAAGACGUCCUCGACGAGACCGCUCGAAAUCGGGUUAUCGGAUUUAUGAAAAGUUUGUUUUCAUACUGGUUAUUUUGUGAUAAGACCUUCUACUUGCAUACGACCUUCACGCGGCCUACUUGAAGUGAGACGACCUUCACUUCUACUUGAAGAAGAACCUCUCUACGCUUAGUGAAAGCCUUGCAUGCAAACUCUAGGCGUACUUGAACUUAGACUUCAUCUCUACGUUAACGUUUAGUACCCAAUUAAGGGUAACUCUAUCUCUACCUCUACGCUUAGUGCCUCCCGAGUAACAAGAUCAAGACUUUAAAUCUACCUAAGCACAACACCCCCAUCAACAGCUUCAUUUGUGACAUAGAAAAUUCGAUAUGCCCACCAGCCGAUGGACCAGAAGUGACCACAAGGGGAAGAUCAGCCAGAAAAGACAGCGUCACCUCCGAAAGCAGGGUAAAGUUUUUAGCUUGAAGUUAGACUUGAAAUCAAGAUUAACUCCUAAUAGGAUUAACGAUUUUUGAUCGUCAACUACGCCGACGUCAACUACUCGUUAAACACAGUAGAACCUCUUUGUCCUGCUUGAAGAUACUCGACGCAUUGAUAAGCGCUCACAACCUCUACAGAAAUACCGGGAUAUGCAAUGGCUAAUGACGAAGAUGAGGGGAAGCGUCAUCGUUGGAGUGAAUACUCUAUACAAUUAUGCAAUGUAGUAAUAUAGAUUCCCAAACAAGUAGAGUUGUAACUGCUCCUGAGGGUGACGAGGACCCCAAAAUAAAAUUACAGUUUCCUCAAGGGUAGGUUAAAGGUGCUUUUCUUACCGCUUUUUAUGCCUCUCCUAAGGGAGAAAGGCAUAAAAAGCGGGGUAAGCGAGCACCAAAAACCUACCUCUAAUGUAGAUCUUCAUGAUGUCUCGUUUUUCCACUUGUUUCAUGUUGAACUUGAACUUCCUCUUCUAAUCCAAAGACGAACGUGGCAGGCAAAGUUUUGACAUUCAGAUAUCUACUGUCGUCGAUCCCAGCGGUCACUCGAGAGCAGCAAGCGGCGAUGAGGUAACCAGUUGUUCGGAAUGUUAUGAAGUGGAUGACGAGCUUCACAUAACGACUAGCCAACAACUGAAUUAGUAGUAGUAGUAGUAGUAGUACUUUCUUAGAAUUUAAUUCACUUUCACGACUAGUACGGAACCAGGCAGCUUUGAGUGAGUUGCUACGACGUGGUUCGAAUGAAUGAAUGAAUUCACUCACAUGAUCUCACUCUACAGAAUGCAGCCGCAAGAAAAGCCGAGCUAGCGGAAAAGAUGAACAACAUGGUCCAUCGGGUGUUGAUUCCGGAUAUGAUAUUCUUUGAUCGCGGAAAACCAACGCAAUAUUUUCUCACUUGCAACAUGGACGAGGACGUUAGUUCAGGUAUACUCACUUGUAACAUGACGAGGGACGAUGACGUUAGUUCAGAUAAGUAUGCAGCUCUUGCUUGCGAGGAUGAUUACGUUUUUGAGGAUGUUGCUGCAAUUCUUGGGAGAACUAUAACUAGUACCAGAAGUUAGUAAGUAAUUUCAAAUCCACUCGAAGUUGCAUCUGCCUGAUCACCAUCAUCUCUUCAGCCGGCCAAUCUGGUUUCGAGAGUACCACUAAGAAGAAUUCGAAGGGCAAAACCAUAGCUGCACCCGUUAGCACAGAGGAAAAUGAGAAGAAGGCCAAGGACAGAAAAUUAAGGCUAGAAGAGAGGAUUCAUCUUUGAGGGCAUCCCUGCAAAGUAUGAAUGGGCAUUCUCAUCGUGGCACGGUUCAAGGAUGCACAUCAAAGAUGAAAAUGAGACAGCCCUAAGAAAAGCAAAACGUGAACUAAAGAAAACUCUAGAUGCCGAGGUGGCAAAGGUCGCCGAUUCUAACGCUUUGCUGACACAGCGGACCUUAACAGCGCUAGUGAAAUUGCGCUCAUCAUCCGAAUUGAUUACAAUUUAUGGAGGAUUGUAUCAUUCAUCAAUCAUGUCAAUCUCUCUUACUCUUUAGCUCAGACAUCAGAAGGAACAGCAUGAUUGUCCAGAAGAAACACCAACAGACAGCAGGAGAAGUAGUAGGAGCUGUUCUUCAACAUGUUCCGGCAAUCACUACUAGAACUACUCAUCCCUACUUUUUUAGAAUUCAUGAUCUGGACCUCGAGUACAAAUCCUCUCUUUUCAUAUCCUUGUCCGAGACUUUCUGCGAAAAUCCAUAGUGCUUCGAAGGAAAGCCAUAGCCUACGAAAAGUUCGUCGCUGCGUGUGUUAGGGAAGCAGGGAUGAGCGAGGAGGAGCUGGCCACUGCCAUAGCACAAUACGCGAAUCCCAGACUCGAAGUAAACCCUUACAAAUAUUUUCUAUUAUGAAGGGACUAGAUUCAGACUAUUGUGAAUUCGUGAAUAGAUACGCAGGAGAGGACAGGAGAGGAAGAUGCUAGAAUCAACAGUAGGGACUGCGAUAUCAAAUCUGGAAACAAAGUAUCACCAGGCUCGAAGUGGCCCAACAGAAGAAUCAACUUCUUCCUCUUUGUUCGAGAACAAAGGGGAAGAAGUUGAUUCUUACCGCGGCGUAUAGAUGGUGCCAGGCAACUACCAAGUCUUCCUCACGCUCCUGCAUUCUUACCACGACGAAGAAGAACCCCAAGUACUAGUAGUAAUAGUAAACCUAUAUACUAGUAGUAAUCGUACACCUACUCGCACUCCACCUACACGACGUACUAACCCCCGUACUCUAACCGGCGUACCUGGUAAAGAGGGUGAGAUGACGCAGAUGCAGGGGGUUACAGUGUAUUUGCCACCAGGAAGUGUAGACGGACCGAACGGACUCGCGAUGGUUAAAGCGCAAAAGCCCUUCAUACGAACUUACACGUCAAAGCGUGGCAUUGUGCCUAGGCAAGCCUCGCUUCAAUGGAAGCCGCCUGAAGGGGGGUCCUCAGGUAAUUGAAGUUGAAGACACUAUUGACAUUGACUUUUCUUAUUUCGAUUUUUGUUUUUUCUAGGUAGGUUGGCUCCUCCACAAAGUAUAGAAGAUGAAGUCCAAAUAAGUACAAUGAUACUCUUUUCGAUGAUUAUUUGAUGAUGUUAAUCAUGGCAACUACUUAAUGCUAUACCUAUAGUACAUCAUGUAACAGUGUUAACAUGUAAGUCUACUACAGGAGGUGCAACCUUCUACCUUUUUUUUUGAAGAUCAACAGCAAGGCUUUACAACACUCUACGAUGACUCAGGCACUCCCUCCACUCUCCAACAUUCUCAAAACACGACAGACACUAAAGCUCCAGGGCCACACGCACUUAGUAACGCAGUUAAUCCAUACGCGGACAGCAUGGAGAUGAUUCGCAUACAGUACAAAGACGGUUCAGUGCGAUUGUGGUUAUGGCUCUUGUUGCUCGAUUUUAGAGUUGAAUACAUAGUGAGAUUGAUGAUCUUUCUUCGUGGAUAAUUUGCACUUCAUCUUACCCAUUGAGUGCUCUACUUCUGCUUGAUUCAUCCCAAGAGGGCUGUAGCAGGAAGAUGAAGCUGGCCUAUGUAUUACUAUUUGUAAAGUUUUGAUGUGUAAUAAAUGUAAUUGUUCUUACGAUUAGGAUUAGAUCUUCUUCAUUUUGAUAUUCGCUACCUAGUACAACGAAGGGCUCUCGUCUUCCUUCUAAUCCUGAGUGAUCGAGAAGUCCGUAUGUUUUGCGUUUUGCGGAAGCCUAACAGGCAAGAAUUCAUGGAUAUACAAAGCAUGCAGAUCCUGCCUUUUGCGGGAAUGCACAACACGAACGACUCCUUGCAAUUUGUUACGUAUAACUACAACGAGAAGCUAGUAGCGUUGAAAGCAAAAAUGCGUGCGAGAAGUCCGCAACGGGAAAAAGUCAUAUACGAUCCAGUGCCCGCGAGACCAAUUAGUACUUAUAUGUCAAUGUCAAUGUGUUUGAUGAAAAAUAUAAAUGUAGAGUUCGAGGAGUUGAUGCAGAAACUGCAUUGACGCGCGUUUUUGGAAAUGACUGCAUACACAGCGUCGAGCAGGACUCAUUUCAUGAUCAAAUUCAUGACUGCAGCUUCAUCGAUAACCUCUGUCUGACUUCAAUUUCAUUAUUCUUCCUCAUGCUAGGUCCAAAACGAGCCGUCUCCAUACCAUUCGAGAAUAAGGCCUCGAAGAAUCAAGAGGAAGAAGAACCUGAGCCAGUGCCAGAAGUAAAGAAGAAGCCUUCUAUUAUGUUGCAAACACGAAGGCGCGUAGUUUCUUCUUGUCCUUUGUGUGUAUCAGCAAUACAAUCAGAAUGAUCAUCAACAGGCACUACCUCUGCCACAGCAGCUAAACUUAUUCAAAGCAAAAACAAAAAGCUGUUAGCUGUAGCAUCUUUCGCUUGCGAGGAGCCACGUCAAAUAUGGUUAUGACCUCCACCACUCUAAUUCAGAGAAAAAGCCACCAUCUGCUGAUGAAGGUGCUAACGAAGCGAGCAAGUCUAGCAAGGAAGCACCGAAAGGAGCGUCGCAAGACGCAGGUGGGAAUAGUACGAAGUUAGGACUUGAAACUUGACCUUAGACUUCUGAAACAAGAAAGGUGUAAUGAAUUCCAAGAGGUUCGCUCUUAAAAUACAUCUACUUCUUCAACAUGCUUUCAAUUUCAUUUACUAGUAAAAUAAAGUUCUUCAUCUAAUCUUCGGAGCGGCGGCAACUGUCCCUGAGGCUCCCGCGAAUCCGCUGGCGAGUGCAAAUUUGUCACCGGACUUGGCGAUGAUGCGCGAAUAUUUCCCUGAUGCUCAGGUGGUUUUAGCGGAAGAAUACGAAGGCGGGAAGAUUUAUCUCCCAGGUGAGGAAGUUCAGAGGAUACGGGAAUUGCAGCGCUCGUUAUCGCCAGAAAGAUACAAAACGAAAAAGAAGAAGCCGAAGGCGGCUGUUGCAGCAGCGCCAGCAGCUGCUUCACUUAUGACAAAAAAAUGUGAUGAUCUCGCGUGAAACAAGAGAGAGACCACCAAGAAUACGAUAUCAGGAGAGAGUGAUUAUGUAGCUCACUUUUAAUCGUAGUGGUCGUAGUCUGUAUGUACUAGCCUACGCUUAGGUCAAAUCCGCUUCCGCACAACCAAAACCAUAAAAUAACUGACCACCAUAAUUUUCCUGUUUCGCUUUGAAUCCCUGCCAUUGUUCUCACGACCCUCUAAAAAUCCUAGUAAAGAAAAAGCGUCAACUUCAGGUGCCAGUCCCUCACCACCUUCGAAAAGCAGUGCUUCGGGAAGUGGUGGCGCGACAUCUUCUACUGCAGUAGUAGCCGCCUCAACAACCGAGGAUCAUACCAGUAGUCCAGCUGCAUCGAAAGAGCGAUAUAUACAAGGCGGCAAAGAGCAAAUUGGCGGCAGCAAACCCUCCAAAACCAUAGCACCGCCAAAAGUGCCUGCACUGAAUCUAGGAAGUGGCGACAAUGCUCCACCAGGACCCGAGUUCUUCGAAAGGAAACGCGGGGAAGUAAUAGAAGCCCUGGGUCGUGGACCUGAGCUGCAUUACAUGAUGACGAAUACGGAUAGGGAACAAAUCAUGUUAUGAUCGUGAUUCUUGUUACCGCGAACAGACAUGAUGAAAAUAGCAAGCGCAGCACUGCGCUUGUUCAGCUCUUUUUACCCCUCGCCUUGGUACAGAGCUUGAGGUGGGCCACACUUCUGUUCUAACGGCUCUCUCUCCCUCCUCCACCAGAAAAUGCGAACCUCAACCUGUCCCCAACAACAUUCUAAUGAAUGAUCUUCCUUUCCCAUCACCUAAGUUUUUCUAAUCGGCGACGAGACAAUAGAUAAGCUGAACGCGUGGCUAGAGGAGCACUUCAAUCUUCGGAUAUUUGCCGGUAUUUUCGAAUUCGCCUUCGCAAAAAUCGACGUCCCAACGGUCUAUGGACUCGAGCAACAAAAGAAAAGACCGAGUCAGCAACAGACAAGUACUAAAUAUUUCUUGGUCCUCGUGGAUGAGUUCUUCAUUUUUUAGAAGGCUCCUCCUUUUUCUAAAGUACUACGUACUGCAAGUGCAACUCCACUAGAAUCACACACUUUUCCCAGUCGACCCGAAUGGUCCAUCGAAAAAAGAGAGGGUGAAGAGAAGUCCUUUGUCCGUAGUAUCAGAGUUGCAGGAAACCCGGGUUAGAGGGUACUUGAUGAACGCAUCGAAACUAGUGGUGGGAAAAAGUAAUGCGAAGAUGAAACAAACGAUGUUAUGAACUUGGAUGAGCAGGCUUUUUUUGAGUAACUACAAGUUACUCUGAUGCAAUGAUCAUCUCUGUUGUGGAGGUUUUAUUUGAGUAACAAGCUACUCUGAUGCAAUGAUCAUCUCUGUUGUGGAAAAGUACUCGUCUUUGAUUAGCAACUUCAACGUUUCCUCUAGCUCUAAUCGUUGGCGCAUCCCCUGCUACUCGAGCGAGUUCGCCGUCUCCAUAUGCUAGCGAUCACGGUGCACCGGAAGACGAAUACGUGGUCUAUGGUAUUCAAUAUUGGUAUCGAAAUUGAAUUUAGAAUUUUGAAUACUAUUCAUUGGUAUCUGAAUACUAUUGGUAUACUAGUGGAUCGACCAACAGUGUAGAGAGAGUAAGGAACGAUAGUGGCAAGCUCCCCAAUAUUGGAGCUUGCUCUAAAUUUAAUACACUUUGAGCAUUAUUCGACUUUCUGUGUCUCUGUCUGUCUCCAAAAGAUGACUACCCAAAGAACGUCUUCUCUCAAUGAAUUUGAAUGGGUCAACAACAAAAAAUGAGGUGUGAAUUCUUUCUCUUACUCUUUCGGCAACACGAUCAACAUCGUGCAUGAUGAAAACCAAGGAUCAUGUGCUAACCUAACGCACACAGAUUCUCCAGACGACAUGUCCCCUGACCACCAGAAGAGUCCUGACAGCUCACCUGGCCCCAGUGAAACAGCUGAAGAUCUAGCAGAGCGAGCAUUGGGGAAGAAAAAAAGGAUAAAGUGGAAAACACAAGCGGGUCCGGAAAUGUUGACCAAUAUUUAUGUCAAGAACAAUCGGUUGUGGUUGAGGUUGCUUUUUUUCUGUUGUAACUCUAGUAACUGUAAGUUGUACUUCUUAGGUGUAGAACUAGAACACCUCCUUGUUAAAGUAGACGAUCGCACCACUGUUGGCAUGUUCUUCAUACCUCCUUCUACUAGUAAACUCCAGCUUCUUGUUUCAAAUCAACAUUUAAAGUAAAGUCCAUCAUCCUCGUCCUCCACAACGACAACGUCUCGUUACCGCCAACAUCUUAUCUUCACAACAUCAAUCUUCUCUUCUCCUUCUAAAACUCGGUCGAUAUGUGGGAGCCAAUCCGGUUGGAGUGUUCUACAGACCCGUUAGCUGAAUUCAAGCGUUCUCAGCAUGGCGCGGAAGCAAAUUCCUUUUAAGGCUUACCGGAAACACUACGACGCCCUCAGGCAGUCUGAACUGAAGUUUGUGCGAGGCUAUCCCUUGUCCUUAAUUGCUCGCAAAAGUCUAGUCCUCUCAUCAUUAUUGUAUUGUAUGCGGCGCCUGGAAUAGAUGGAUCCUACCUAGGAGCAUGGCCAUUACAAUAAAAUCUGCGCUACUCUAUCCUUUAUCUACAUUCGUUUUUUUUUUUUUUACUUUUCCUAGUUGUUAGGUUGAUGGCUCCACCAUCCAUAUUAUUUUUGUAUUGUAUUGCGUUAUUGCGUUGCAUCUUGGGCCUCCUGUGUAAGGAAGUACCCGUAAAUAGAGCAGAUGACUUCCGAGGUGAAUAUCUCUAAUUUCUAGAUGUGAUGGUCCGGGCAACUGUUGACGCAGCACGAGAAGGGACGCCCUUUGAGCACGUGGCCUUCAUAGCUGAGGACCCAGCACCAUGUGAGCGAUUAGAAACAGCGGGGAAUAAAUUAGGUAUUAAUCUGGAUCUGGAAUUGUAAGUUUUAUUGAACUAAAUGGUCUAAGUUGUAAUGCUCCUGGAUAUUGUGCACACAAGUCCUUUUUUUAUGAAGAUGUUUGGUCAUUAUACCUUUCAGUUUCAUUUCAUUUUCAAGACCUCCACAACUAAAAAUUCACUAUAAUAAGUAGCACUUUCUUCAUCCAUGUAACCCUCCUCGACUAGGUCAACGCGUAACCGAAGCGAACAAAGUAUUGAAAACACGUGUUGGACCGAUUGGUGCUUUAUUGAGCAAGCCGUUGACAAGGAGUAUGUCAGAUGCUGGAGUCUCUGAGGUCCAGACUUCGAGAAGAUCGAGAAUAGAGAAGCAUCACGCUUCGAAUUCAUCUCUAGCCAGCGGCCCUUCUCCCCUGCUGCCACCCAGCAGUGUGUCACUACUUAGUAGACAAGGGACAGUUAAGGCUACCCCUUCAAUAAGUAAGUGAUGAUCCCUCUUCAAUGAGUAAGAUCCCGCCUCUUCAAGAAGUAAGUGAUGAUCCCUCUUAAGGUUAAGAGAUGAUCCCUCUACCUCUUAAGGUUAAGAGAUGAUGAUGAUCCCUCUAAUAGUAAGUCUUUAUUAUGCCCUGGGCAUGAUGAUAGAUCCCUCUUCUUUCAGUAUCUCCCUUGUUUUCAAUAGUUACUCGGUCUCGGUUAUUUCAGCUUAUCGAAUAGGUGCACCUCCACGGACAUUGUUCUCGUUGAGACAGUGAAGAUGAGUUAAGAGGAGCUCUAAGGUACCACCAGGACUGGCUAGCAAGACUCUCAUGAGUGGACCUCCUAGUUUAGUCGGAUCUUCUUCGAGAGGUGGUCCUAGCAGUGGUCAGGGCAUGAUGGGCCAUUCUAUUAAGGCUUCUUCCUAAUCCAUCUCGUACUAAAUCUAAAGCAUCCUGAGGAGGCUGUAUUUCAACAGGGAAAAGUGAUCUUCAGGAUGGAUUUGGGUGAGUUCUAAUUCCAGUGGUCAAGGCAUGUCAGCACUGAUGCAUCCCGGAUCGGCACGCUCAGCGAAUUUGGCUCCGUCAUCUUCAGGCAUGCUGCCGCAGAGUAAGGGAACCCGCUUGCAGAGUGCUGGACAGAGGGCAUUGCUUCCAUCAUACGGAACGCCGGCUAGUCCAGCAAAAAUCGAUGUGUCGCGGAACUUCUUAGGAGAAGCGCUAGCGGAAGCUACUACACCAGCACCAGCAACAGCGGGAAGUGUUCGAAGACUAGCCUCGCCAGCGCGCACGACAUGCGACUCACUCGCGGACCUGAUAGCGUCUUCUGGUGCGACGUAGACGGAUGAACAUUCGAGUUGUACUAGAUCUGGAUGGAGAUUAUCAUCAACAUUUCAUACGUCUAGCUCUAGGACGGGCUGUAGUUCUACUUGUGCAUAUGAGGACUUCAAUCUACUACAUCUUCACAUUGGACAUGGAAUUCCGAAAUUCUGCAUAAGAUGUAACGUAGCAUAUUUAUCAUGGUGUUAGAGAUGAAUUUCGACUUCAAGAGAUUUUUUGUGCAUAGUGUCACUUUUCAUGCGGCAUAAAUAAUGUACUAACUUGUGCUUUUUCUUGAAAUGUAUCUCUUAUUUUUUAGAGCAGUUGUCAUAGAUAUCAUUAAGAGCAUGGUAAAAGGAUGAAAAAUAGCGUACAGAUACUCGAAAGAAAGACCAAAUCGAUCCCAGUAAAAGAUUCUUAUUCGUUGAAGACUAUCGUAGCUAUAGAUUGUGAUUGUGAAGUACAAAAAGUAUGAUAGGUUCUAAAGUGGAAAAACAAAAGCCAAUCGAUCCCGUUAUAAGAGAUUCUUAUUCGUUGCCAGUAGUUGCACGGAAAGAGAUAAAUGUAUCUCUCUGUAUGACUACAGCCAAGCCAUCUGAAAUUAAGCACAUUUUCAAUUGAUGUUUUUGUUGCAUCAAAGUGCAAAGCUGAAUUACAAUGAAUUUGAAGAGAAAGUCAAUCGCUUCCAGAAGCGUAUUAGAUAAGCUUAGCGUCGUUAUAGUCGUGAAUAUCCUAGUAGUUAUACAGAAUCAGAAGUCGUUAAUAUCCUAGUAUAGCGUUAGCGUCGUUACACUCACAUGCAGAUGAAUUGUUAUAUGCAGGUCUAAAGAACCUACUUACUUGAAAUAUUAUCGCACCCACGUGGUAUAGCCAGAGUGACAUCAAAGGUGAAUGAAACAGCCAGAUUAAAGACUGAAUGAUUUUUGGCUUGAAGUUGACGAUGAAUUGAAAAUGAAAUUAAAGACUACAGACUCACUGACACUAGAGAUUGGUAGAGUACUCGUUACACAGAUUCCUAUUCCUUUGCCAGAUCGAAAGCAGAAAAAUCCGUUACGUAUCCUUCUUAAGCAGGUAGAAUAUGGGUCCUCGCUUAUUCCAAAACCGAUGACAAACUUUCAAGCAAAACCGUGAUCAUGUGCAGUUGUAUGCGUAUAGUAGUUGUAUGGUACAAUUACCAUACGGACACAGACAGCAGGUGCUUUGUUAUCAGUCCAGAAGAACAAUCAACUACCAAAAGGGUUUCUUGCCCAUCACAAUAGCGG